AUGGAAGGUAGCGUGUGGGUUUUAAAUGCGCCUCAGCUUCUUAUGGCCCGACAUUAUGGUAUUAUUGAACGAUUACCAAAUGUUACAUGCCAGGAGAUCGAUGACAAAAAUAAGGGCGAUUCCCUUAUCAAAGUCCUUGCAGUUGUUCAAAUACUCUGGCUGAUUGUCCAAUUGAUAUUGCGGUUCGCAUACCAUAAAUCAGCGUCCCAGUUGGAAAUCAUGACUGUGGCUUACGCAGUCUGUGCCUGCAUUACCUAUUAUAUGCUCAUCUACCAACCGCAGAAUGCAUAUACGCCCGUUUAUAUUUCUGCGCGUAAACUCAAAUACGAUAUCCGUCAACUUAAAGGCAUUGUUGAGGUCGGUCCCUUGCACUUCCUGCCGUUCAUUGACUUUCAACUCCCUUGCAUCCAAUAUAAUUCUUUUCCAUUUGUUGCAGAUCCGAGAAAGGAUAUUUUGAAGGUAAAUCGCCAAACACAAAACUAUAUCUACCUCGGCAUUAGCGUUGGCGCUCUUAUUUUUGGCGUUGUGCAUCUAUUUGCGUGGAACUUUCCAUUCCCGACAGAUGUCGAGAAACUUAUAUGGAGAAUCGCUUCGUUUCUCACGGCCCUGUUGCCAAUGGCUCUCAAUAUAGUAUGGUUGCUGGCAAACCGUGGCAAGCGCGAAACAGAUAUCCACAAACCAUGGUAUCUUACAUUGGUUCUCACCGGUAUAUCGAUCAUUGUUUUAUGUCGACUGUUCAUUUUUGCUGAGGCGUUUCGGUCUCUGUACUUUCUCUCCCCUGAAGCAUUCUCCUCGACUUGGGCUGCAAAUGCACCCCAUGUUGGGUGA
Messenger RNA from Aspergillus bombycis, 828 nucleotides. RefSeq lists its product as uncharacterized. The record is from RefSeq and is a predicted model, not a curated record. The transcript has a single exon. NCBI's taxonomy places the organism in Eukaryota, Fungi, Ascomycota, Eurotiomycetes, Eurotiales, Aspergillaceae. The coding region runs from base 1 to 828 and encodes 275 amino acids.